Cavia porcellus (domestic guinea pig) is the source of this 1906-nucleotide messenger RNA. Its product is annotated as stromelysin-1. The transcript is spliced from 10 exons. The record is from RefSeq and is a predicted model, not a curated record. Lineage: Eukaryota; Metazoa; Chordata; Mammalia; Rodentia; Caviidae. Bases 38 to 1600 code for a protein of 520 amino acids. Gene Ontology annotation, molecular function: zinc ion binding; metalloendopeptidase activity. Gene Ontology annotation, biological process: proteolysis; extracellular matrix organization; collagen catabolic process. Gene Ontology annotation, cellular component: extracellular matrix.
UUUUGGAAAUGAUCCUGCUGCCAGUGAGAAGAAAGUAAUGGUGAGUCAAUCUGCGGGUGAGCUGAAUAAACGCCACUCUAUAAAAGCUGAGCUGCAGAGAGUUGACCUAGACAGCGGUCGGCAGAGAGCAGGCAGUAAUCCGUGCAGAGCUGCCAAAGCCAGGGACAUGGAGAGGCUUCCCAUCCUGCUGUGGCUGUGCGUGGCGGCCUCCUCCGCCCACCCGCUGAAUGGAGCUGCCCGGAGAGAGGACAGCGGGAUGGAGCUUCUUCAGCAAUAUCUAGAAAACUACUACGACCUUGGAAAAAUUGUGAAACAACUUGUUAGGACUCCGGGAGAUAGUCCUGUUGAGAAAAAAAUCCAAGAAAUGCAGAAAUUCCUUGGACUGAAGGUGACAGGAAAGCUGGAUUCUGACACUUUGGAUAUAAUACGCAAGCCCAGAUGUGGGGUUCCAGAUGUUGGUCAGUUCACCCAGUUUCCCGGCAUGCCAAAGUGGAGGAAAAAUGACCUUACUUACAGGGUUGUGAAUUACACACAGGAUUUAUCAAGAGAUGAAGUUGAUUCUGCCAUUGAAAAAGCUCUGAAGGUCUGGGCGGAGGUGACCCCACUCACAUUCUCCAGAAUAUAUGAUGGAGAGGCUGACAUAAUGAUCUCUUUUGCAUUUCGAGAACAUGGAGACUAUAUCCCUUUUGACGGACCUGGAAAUGUUUUGGGUCAUGCCUAUGCGCCUGGGCCUGGGAUUAAUGGAGACGCUCACUUUGAUGAUGAUGAGCUGUGGACAAAGGAUACAACAGGGACCAAUUUAUUCCUGGUUGCUGCUCAUGAACUUGGCCACUCCCUGGGUCUCUUCCACUCAGCUGACCCUAAGGCUUUGAUGUACCCCCUCUACAACUCCUUCACAGACCUGGCUCGGUUUCGCCUGUCUCAAGAUGAUGUGAAUGGCAUUCAAUUCCUCUAUGGUCCUCCUCCUGCCUCUCCUGCUGACCCUAAGGUGCCCACUGAACCUAGCCAUCAGGAGUCUGAGACACCACCAGCCUCAUGUGAUCCUGCUUUGUCUUUUGAUGCAGUCAGUACCCUGAGGGGAGAAAUCCUGUUCUUCAAAGGCAGGCAUGUUUGGCGCAAGUCUCUCAGGACUGCUGAACCUGAGCUUUAUUUGAUCUCUGCCUUUUGGCCAGCCCUUCCUUCAGGCCUGGAUGCUGCUUAUGAAGUGACUAGCAAGGACACUGUCUUUGCUUUUAAAGGAAAUCAGUUCUGGGCCAUCAGAGGGUUGGAGAUGCAAGCCGGUUUCCCAAAAAGCAUCUACACCCUGGGCUUCCCAGCCACAGUGAAGAAACUAGAUGCAGCCAUUUUUGUCAAGGAAAAGAAGUGGACAUACUUCUUCGCAGAGGACCAAUACUGGAGAUUUGAUGAGAAGAAACAGGUCAUGGAAGCAGGCUUUCCCAGAAAGAUAAGUGAAGACUUUCCAGGGGUGGAAAAGGUUGAUGCUGCUUUUGAAGCAUUUGGAUUUUUCUAUUUCUUCAAUGAGUCUUCACAGUUGGAGUUUGACCCAAAUGCAAAGAAAGUGACACACACUUUGAAGAGUAACAGCUGGUUUAAUUGUUAGGAAAGAUGUAUAGAAGGCACAAUAUGGGCAUUUUAAAUGAAGCUAUGAACUUUGCACCUAAAUCUUCGUGAACUGAAGCAGUUCGUGUUCUCCUGUGUAUGCAGCGACAGAACUCAAGUCUGAGCUGUGUAUCCCGCCGGGCACCUUCCCCUCAUACAGGGCAUUCACAGGGCUGCUGCCCACUGCACCUCAUCACAUGAGUCGGCUUCCACAUGGAAGGGGAGGGCUUGGGGCAACAGACCAGUGACUGUAUCUAUGUGGACUACUUGCUUAUUAUUUAAUAAAGAUGAUUUAUUGAUUAUUUAA